AUGGGCAAAAGCCUUGCUCAAUUUCACUUUGUCUCUGAUGAAUUUACCUCCAGCUAUGCUAAAAGCCUAACAAAAGAGAUUGAGAGUGAAAAAAGCUUAAUCGUAGAACCUGAGGAUCUAUUGUUGUCUCACAAGCUGAACCCUCAGCAAAAACAUGCCUAUGAUCUGAUUCUAAGAGCAUGCUUUUCCUUACAAGGACAAGCUUUUUUUGUUGAUGGCCCCGGCGGGACGGGUAAAACUUUUUUGUAUCGAUCGCUCCUCGCCACCCUGCGCUCACAGAACCACGUUGCAAUUGCAGUGGCAACAUCUGGAAUUGCAGCAUCAAUCCUUCCCGGAGGAAGGACAGCUCACUCGAGAUUCAAGAUACCGCUUGAUUUCUCGAAAACUAAGACUUGUCAACUUAGCAAACAGAGCUCGAUUUCAAAACUCCUGAGUGAAUCUACGCUUAUUUUGUGGGAUGAAGCUUCCAUGGCUAAACGGGAAACGAUUGAAGCAUUUGACGAAUUGCUAAAAGAUUUAAUGGAUUCAGAUUUGCCUUUUGGAGGAAAGGUAGUUGUUUUCGGUGGCGAUUUCCGGCAAACACUGCCGAUCAUUGAGCAAGCAACUAAGGAAGUUCUCAUAGAAUCGACCUUUCCCGUUUCUCCCCUGUGGUCUCAACUACACAAAAUCAGGCUCACAGAAAACAUGCGAGCUAUGUUUGAUCCAGGCUUUUCUCAAUUCCUUUUAAGGGUGGGAGAGGGGAGAGAACCUGUCGACGAUCAGGGCGAGAUAACUUUAUCCCCAGAUAUAGUUAUUCCUUAUGUAGAUAAAGAGGUGUCUUUGAACAGGUUAAUAGAAAGUGUUUUUCCAGAUCUUAACCUCUAUACCCACGAUCCUUGUAACCUGAUAAAUAGGUGCAUCCUUGCUCCUAAAAAUAGCUCUGUCGACGAGCUCAAUGAAAUGAUGAUUAAGAGGUUUCCUGGAAACCUUCAGACUUACAUUAGCUCAGACAAGACUGUUGAUCAGCGGCACCAAAGUGAUUACGAGGACUUCCUAAAUUCGCAAAAUCCUAAAGGUCUCCCUUCUCAUAAGUUGCUGUUGAAGAAAAACUGUCCACUAAUGCUUCUAAGAAAUUUAAACCCAGCUGAAGGUCUAUGCAAUGGAACACGGUUGAUAUGCAGAGAUCUUGGACAGCACACAAUUUCUGCCGAGAUUGUUUUUGGCCAUCACCGAGGAAAAACAGUUUUUAUUCCAAAGAUACCUCUUCGAUCGCCUGACAGCGACAAAAAUGGAAUUCCAUUCAUACGAACACAGUUUCCUGUCCGCCUUUGCUUCGCCUUGACCAUCAAUAAAUCGCAGGGUCAGACCCUUGACUACGUCGGAAUCUAUUUACGGGAGCCAGUUUUUUCUCAUGGACAGUUGUAUGUUGCUCUGUCCAGAGCUAGAACUGCAGCUAAAGUCAAAAUUCUUCUUGUUCCUGGAACAUUUGGAGGCACAAAAAUAGAUUGCAAGACUCGGAAUGUUGUCUUUCAUGAAAUUUUUAAAUUAGCUCAGGAAUAG
Messenger RNA from Coffea arabica (coffee), 1539 nucleotides. RefSeq lists its product as uncharacterized. The record is from RefSeq and is a predicted model, not a curated record. Gene Ontology annotation, molecular function: DNA helicase activity. Gene Ontology annotation, biological process: telomere maintenance; DNA repair. NCBI's taxonomy places the organism in Eukaryota, Viridiplantae, Streptophyta, Magnoliopsida, Gentianales, Rubiaceae.